Messenger RNA from Bubalus bubalis (water buffalo), 1407 nucleotides. It is a transcript of the gene TVP23A, whose product is annotated as trans-golgi network vesicle protein 23 homolog A. The transcript is spliced from 8 exons. The coding region runs from base 523 to 1164 and encodes 213 amino acids. The record is from RefSeq and is a predicted model, not a curated record. Gene Ontology annotation, biological process: protein secretion; vesicle-mediated transport. Gene Ontology annotation, cellular component: Golgi membrane. NCBI's taxonomy places the organism in Eukaryota, Metazoa, Chordata, Mammalia, Artiodactyla, Bovidae.
AACACCGGCCUUCUCCAGCCUUGAGAGAGGCUGCCCAACACUGACAUUCAUUCUUGCACUCGCUCCCUCCCUCGGUCGACAUCUAUGGAACAUCCACCUGGUUCACUGACCCACUCGCUCUACUUCUCGCAGGAUCACCGAUCUGGGUUCCCGAGUCCGCCUCUGAGCCCGAAUCGUCCCCUCCCUGCCGCCGCUCCGUCUUCACCCUCCAUCCUUGCAUUGGGCAUCAACUGUCUCUCCUAGGCGGUGUUCCCGGAGGGCCCGGGCAGAGGGACCCUCCCAAGCCCCGCCCCCGCCCGGGCAGUCGAGCCCACCUCCCCCGCCGGCGACUGCGCUCUGGGGCCCGCGCGCCCCGCCCCCACCGGAGACCAGCAAGGAGGCUGCACCGGGGGCUCGGGCUCUGACCCCAACCCCACCGUGUCCCCGCGCGCACCGCCACUGCGCGCCAGGCGUCCCAGCCCUUCCGCAGCGAGAGGUGCAGCCGGAGGCUGGGUUGUGGGCUCCAGGUGGGCUCUGGGAAGGAUGAAGCAGGCCCUGGUGGAUGAUACCGAGGAUGUGUCCUUGGACUUUGGCAACGAGGAGGAGCUGGCGUUUCGGAAAGCCAAGAUCAGGCACCCGGUGGCCACGUUUUUCCACCUGUUUUUCCGUGUGAGUGCCAUCGUCACCUACGUGGGCUGUGACUGGUUCAGCAAGAGCUUCGUGGGCUGUUUUGUGACUGUGCUUCUCCUCCUGUCCUUUGACUUCUGGUCUGUGAAGAAUGUAACCGGACGACUCAUGGUGGGUCUUCGCUGGUGGAACCAGAUUGAUGAAGACGGGAAAAGCCACUGGAUUUUUGAAGCCAGAAAGGUCUCUCCAGACAUGGUGGCUGCCACGGAGGCGGAAGCGCGGGUCUUCUGGCUCGGCCUCAUCAUCUGUCCCAUGAUUUGGAUCGUGUUCUUUUUUAGCUCCUUAUUUUCCUUGAAGCUCAAGUGGCUGGCCCUCGUGAUAGCUGGGAUCUCUCUCCAAGCCGCCAACCUGUAUGGCUACGUCCUGUGUAAGAUGGGAGGCGAGAGCGACAUCAGCAAAGUCACAGCCAGUUUUCUGUCCCAGACGGUGUUCCAGACGGCCUGUCCCAGCGACUUUCAGAAGCCUGGCCUCGAGGGGCUGGAGAUUCACAAGCAUUAGGCUUAUUUUCCGAGGCAGCAAAGGCACAAAGUGAGAUGUUCUGUGACAGGACAGCUUCCGACAGAGAAGAGAAUUCCAUGACCCAUGAGCUGCUGGGUUUUCACGAGAAGCAGGCCUCGGGGCAGAGGUUUGAGGAGCUGUUUUUAUUUUUCAAAUGGCGCAUCUGUAAAGAACGUCCUUUACAUACGUUCUAAAGGGAAGGUGUACAAAUGCUAGAUGAUUAAAGUGUCUCUGAAAAAGUGA